AUGGGCCGCCUCGAGAUCCGUGUCUGCGGCGCCCGCAAUGUGGCGAACAUGCAGAAGGUCGGUAAACCCGACCCGUACGUGAAGGUCAAGCUGAGUAACCAUAACAAGUCCAAGAUAAAGUACAAGACCCACGUAGCUGAGAACUGCCUUAACCCCGUCUGGAAUGCGCUCUUCAAGUUUCAAGUCGCCGACUACGACUCGACGCAGGUGGUGCUCGAGCUGUGGAACGACAACGUCAUUGUGGACGACCUCCUCGGAAGCUACAGCCUCUCCCUCAACGGUCUAACCCGCGGCGUCGUCGUUGAUACCUGGGUGCUUCUCGAGGGAACGAGGGGCUCGCCCUCGGAGCUGCACUUGCGCAUCCUUGCUGUCGACUUUGGCCGCGAUCCAGGACCUGGCGACCGGCUCACGUUAUCGCUCGACGGGGACACCAUGCUGCCGCCCACGGGCCAGACAUACCGCCCGCCGAAGAACUACGUGCCGCAAACGCAGGGGAUUGUACUGCAGUCGUACCCCCAUGCUCCGCUAGGGCCCCCGCCACCGGUGGCCUACAGUGCCUCGGCUGCGCCGAUGCCGCAAGGACAGUACGGCUACGUGGCUCCACCACAACUGCAGGGGUACGCAUACGGUGCUCCUCCCCCACCGCCCCAGCAGCCGCCGUUACAGGGGUACGGCUAUGGCGCGCCACCGCCUCCGCAGCCCAUGUACGGCGCCCCGCAGCCCCAGCAGUGUCUGCCGUACGCUGCCGGUCCUCCACCACCCCACCUCUACGGCACCCCCCCUCCGCAGCGGCGGCCGGUACAGAUGGCCUAUGGUAUCCCGCCCGACAUGUAA
Molecule: messenger RNA, 834 nt
Organism: Leishmania mexicana MHOM/GT/2001/U1103
Lineage: Eukaryota; Euglenozoa; Kinetoplastea; Trypanosomatida; Trypanosomatidae
Product: putative c2 domain protein
Exons: 1
Coding region: 1-834 (277 amino acids)
Source: RefSeq, a predicted model, not a curated record